This is a messenger RNA of Thalassophryne amazonica, 3122 nucleotides long. It is a transcript of the gene gal3st3, whose product is annotated as galactose-3-O-sulfotransferase 3. Gene Ontology annotation, biological process: glycolipid biosynthetic process. NCBI's taxonomy places the organism in Eukaryota, Metazoa, Chordata, Actinopteri, Batrachoidiformes, Batrachoididae. The record is from RefSeq and is a predicted model, not a curated record. Gene Ontology annotation, cellular component: membrane. The transcript has 2 exons. Gene Ontology annotation, molecular function: galactosylceramide sulfotransferase activity. Bases 698 to 2116 code for a protein of 472 amino acids.
CUCGCCACUGAACUCCCACGUUUUGUGGGUCAUGCUCAGUCGUUUUGCAUUCUUAUGCUACUGAGAUACCACAGAGACAGGUUUGGACUCCUUCCCACGUUCUAUUGCUCUUGUAGUGUUUUAGCAGCGCAGGUCAAAUGACACGAGGAGUUUCUGUCACCAAAUACUGUCACUGUGAAGUGAUGUUGGUGCUUUUGCAUAUACAUGUCUCUCAUUAGCAUUGGAACAUAAUGAAUGGGGCCAUCUGUCCGCGGCGUGAGCCAAGAGAAUAACAAAAGGUCUGUGAAUGUGACAUUACUUCUGCGAAAGGUAAUGAAGUUAUCAUUCACUCCAUUAUUCCGGAGUGACAAAAGACAGGCCGUGCUACUCUCUCUUCCUGAUGGUUCCCGGCAAUUAUUUGCUGAAUAAAUCCUUCUCUCUGUGUCUCUUUUCACCUCACCCUUUCACUCCUCACUUCUUUUUUCUUUCAUCUCAUUUCCCUCUGAACCUUCCUCUGGGUAUCUUCUGCACUGGCUAAAUCCCCCAUCGCAUAUCUUCACCCUCGUUCCCCCGUCCACCUCAUUCCACCUCCACCUGCCUCGGGUCCUCCUGUGCUCCCCCGGCUCCAUCUUUCCUCACGUAUCUCUUGCUCGCACCCCUCUGUCCCACCUCCUGUAGUCCCAGUGAAGCAGAGAGAGAAAGAGAGAGAGAGAAAGAGAUGUCGCAGAAGAAGAUAUUCCUGGUCUUCAUUGCCAUCAGCACUGUCAGUCUUUUGUUGCACCAUGGGGGCCACUUGAGCUGGACCAUGGAAGCCUUCCAUCUAGGCUGCCCUGCCCUUCGUUCCCACCCUGCCCCAGGCCUGAAGCCUAAACACACCAAUGUGGCCUUCCUGAAGACCCACAAAACAGCCAGCAGCACCAUGCAGAACCUACUUUUCCGUUUUGCAGAACGCAACAACCUGACAGUGGCAUUACCUGUGCAGGCUUGUGGCCACCAGUUCUGUUACCCACGCUCCUUCACCAGUCACUUUGUCCACUCACACACACUGCCACCAAACAUCAUCACCAGUCACAUGCGCUUCAACAAAGUGGAGCUACAGCGCCUUAUGCCCAAUGACACAGUUUAUAUUACCAUUCUGCGAGAGCCCAGCUCUAUGUUUGAGUCCUUGUUCAGUUACUACAACCAGUAUUGUCAGAGCUUUAAAAGGGUUCCCAAUGGUUCCCUUGAGGCCUUCUUAGAGGAGCCUUGGCGCUUUUACCAACCAGAUGAAAAGGACUCCAUGUAUGCACGAAACACCUUGACCUUUGACUUGGGUGGAGACAAAGAUCACCCAGCAACAGAUAUUACAUAUGCACAAGCCUUUGUGGAGGAAGUGGAGCGAGUGUUCUCCUUAGUGAUGAUUGCUGAGUACUUUGAUGAAUCUCUAGUUCUUCUUCGCCAUCUUCUCUCCUGGGAUCUAGAUGAUAUACUUUAUGUUAAGCUCAACAUGAGGACAGCAAACUCCAAGCAGAACCUGACGCCAGGACUUCCUGCAAAGAUCCGUGCCUGGAACUCCCUUGAUGCCCAUCUCUAUGACCACUUCAAUGCCUCAUUGUGGCGCAAGUUGGCAGCUCUGGGACCAGCAUGUGUAGCUAGGGAGGUGCGUCUCCUUCGACAAGCCCAGGAGAGGUUGAUGAGAAGCUGCUUUGGUGGACGAUUGCCACUUCUCCGUUCAGCCACGCAGAUCAAAAAUAAAGAUCUCCGUCCCUGGCAGCCUAGUGGAAAAGUUGACAUUGUAGGAUACGACCUCCCAGUAAAUCUGAGCCAUGGGUUCUCAAGUUUAGCCCAGCAACUCUGCCUCAAGCUUGUCAUGCCAGAGGUCCAGUACACCAGGGUUCUCCUACAUUCACAAUCACUACGCUACCGUCGGGGCUACCAGUUCUGGGCACCGCAGCAGUCGCGUCCUAUCCAUCGGCACAUACGCACAGCCGUGCCUCGGCAUCCUCAAGUGCACCACAGCCAUUCGCUGUUACCAGCACCAGUCCCUGGCUCAGGAACAGGGUCCACCUCCACCUCAAGGCCUGCUACAGGAACCCAGGUUAAGACCACAAGGUUGGAAGCCAAAUCCUCACAGACCCAGGCUGCACAGACUGCUUAAGAAAGACUUGAGCAUGAGUGCACAGAGUGCCCAAAAGACUGCUUUGUUAUACACCUCCAGGAUCAGAAGAAAAUCUUGCUUUGUUUUCAGAGGUGUAGCAAACAAGCUGGAGUUAUUCUUGAAUCUGUGUCUCUCCUGUGCUUUCUAGGCAUAGCUUCCUAUUAAAACAGCAACAACAACAGUUGAGGAUAAAGAGAUAAAUCUGGACUUAAACUUGAAUGUCCUCCCUGUUCUGUGAAACAGAACCUGAGCUGGAAGAUAAAAGGAGAAGAAAUCCAAACUACUCUGCAUCAUCUCAGUUGCACAUCUCUGCAUGCCCAGCCACCGAGGAUGGCAGAGAGUUUACUGUGAAAGUGGCUCUUUGAAGCAAAUCUGUUAUGUACGACCGGGACUCGGUAGGAAAGCGGUGAUAUCAGUCCUAUUGUGAGGCACAGAGCGCGCUUUGUGUGUUUCACAUUGGCAUAGUAUCACAUUACUUUUGCUUUUCAUUCUCUAUAGCUCCUGCUCUUUUUCUCCCUCACUCUCUAACGUAUGCUUCUUAAAGAACUUGAAAAAGACAUAAAGCCUUUUUUUCCCGCCGCGCAAAUGAUCCCACUGCUGGAUCAUCUCAUCGCUAAACUGACUGCACUUUGACUGGCCGACGCAAAUUUUGUUUGUGGCAAAGUUCUUUCAUGCGUGUGUUGAACUCUGGCUGGAACCUUGCGUGCCUUCAUCGGCAAUGCCACGUCUCUGAUGCUGAGCCAUGACAAAUUAUCGUCACGACGUCUACGUACUAAAACAGCUGGUCCAACCGCUUCGAAAGCUACUUGUGGUUGAUACAACAUGGCACCAUGCAGUUAACGUGGGCCAAAAUUGCACAAAGUGCAUGCGGGAGGUUGUAAGGACAUAAAGGCAUCAACUGUCGAAUGAGCCUCGUAAGAGCACAGAGAGACACCGAGUUCACAUUCAGCUAUUAAUAUAACAGCACAAUGAAUAACUCUUCUAAAAGCUCCAGAACCUGCGGCAA